GGGAGGAGACGGAUGGCGGAUGGAUGCGAAGGCUGAGGCCCGGUCUGGAUCGGGGCAGCGCGGCGCUCCGCGGGCCGGCCCGGUGCCGUGCGGGGCUGGGCGGCUCCUGGCCGGGCUGCUCGUGGUACUGCUGUCCUCCGCGCCCGCUCAGCCCCUCGGGGCGGCCGCCUGGUGCCCCACGCAGGGACACGGGGUGCCGGGCCCACCCCGGGGGCACUGCGGGAGGACGGCGGCUGGGGUAGUUGUUUAGCUGUCUGAAACUGCACCAGCGUAGUUCUGUGUGGUGAAUACCAGCGAACAUCUGGUGGUGGAUGGAGGGCGUCACAAACUGUUAUCUACAGGCUGCCCUGGGAAGUGGUGGAGUACUGUAUGGGGGAGUUCGGGAAGAGGAUGUAUGUCACACUGAGUGACAUGGGCUACAUCGGUCACAGCAUGGGUCGAUGGCUGAACUAGAUGAUCUUCAUGGUUCUGUGAUUCUGUCUUGUCUUUUGGUUAUAAAAACUUCAUAGACAGGAAACAGUAGGGCUUGGAAAUGAAGAAAACAAAUCCAAAACUUGUUUUUCCACCAUAAAAACAAUGCAAAAUGUAUGGAAAUGCAUGCUGGUAAUUUGGCUGCAUUCAGUUAAUUACUUGUGAAGCGUGAUGGCAGCACUGUCCCAUAAGGUUGGUGCUGGGUUCUGCCUGCUCAUGUGAAGCUCCUCAUGGUGCCCUCUGGUAUCAUGGAAGUUUUCUGCAAUUGACUGGAAGAAAAGAGAUGAAUAUUCAGAUUCAGUUUUCCAGAGUAGGGUAUUGAGAAGAGCAGAAUAAGACAAAGGAAAACAAGGAGCAGGGAGUGUUGCGGUGUCAUUCCUAGUUGAUGCAAAUGAGCACAAAAACACGGUAGAUUUUGUGCAUGAACUGUUGUAAAACCACAGAUGAAUGAAUGCCUGGAGUCUCUGGAAAUCCUGAGUCAUUUGUACACUAAUUGCCUAGGCAGCAGGCUUAGGUAACGAGCCGCCUUUGCUGCACUCAUUUAUGCAUGCUUAGACUGCUGUUUGUCUGCUUUUGUUACGGGCUUGUUUACAAAGAAGCAGUUGACAUUUAGCGUUCACCCCAUAUAUUGCAGAAGAGUCAUGUUUAGGAUUUGCAUUUGUGAACAGGAUUUAUGUUAACACUUAACAGACCAUCCUUCUGUGUUCUUGUAUUUUCAUCUGUGAUGAAAAUAGUGUCAUUACAGCCAUUUACUGCACUGGUACACAUUUUGUCAAUGCAGACAGACUGUUCUAGAAAUAUCUGGCAAAGGCUAAUACUGUUUUAGUGUUAUUUCUACUGCUGUAUAUCCAUACGCAUAUAUGACAAAUUCAUGUAUGUAUUUGUAUGGAUAAAUCACCACCAGAAAAAAAAAUUGUUUAAGAUUUCUGUUGAAGUUUUGUGUUGUUUUGGUACUUUUGAGUAGUCAGAAUUCAGGGGCCUCUAGGCUGUUCAACUAAUGAGAGGAAAGUAGUGCUGGAGUGAGAGAUGCAAUAAUUUAGUUAUGCAGGAGGACCUGUACAACUGGGUGGUUGGAGUUAUGUAAAUAGUGCCCAACGAAGAGCUCGGUGCCUGGUGUGUCCCAGAGCUGCAUCCGAGGGCUCAGAGAGCUGCAUGUGCUUAUUUUCUGCUUAAAAAUGCUGAGAUGUCUUACAUUUUCUGUGAUGUUGAGGGAAGGUGCCCUGUCUGAAGUGAGAACUGUUUUCACACAAGGUUAACAGGCACUGCAGCUGUGGCAAUAAUCGAGAUGAUUAAUUUCUCAAGCAGGUUAUUACAGAUGAUCCGUGGCUUCAAAAAGAGAUGAAUUGUCUGCGGAUGACAGCACUGCAGUUGCCUGUGGUGGUUCAAGCAAGUGAAGUCCCUGAUCUGAUCUUGACUUCUGCAGCCUCGGAAGAUCAGUGGAGCCAUUCGAUAUUUGCUCUGAUAUCCUCAUGGACAAGGAAGAUUUUGUUCAAACGAGAGUCUUCUGUUAACCACCAGCUGUCUUUUCCCCUUCCACCACAGCCUGAAGAUGUGUCCAACUUGUCAGCAUCCUCUGGAUUUGGAAUAACCCUUCAGAAAUGUGCUGUGGUGGAUGUUGAACAUGACCCUCAAACUGCAUACAUUAGACUUCUGAUUAAUAACACCAACUCACUGCUCUCAAGAAACAUUACUGAUCUUAUCCUUCUGGACAAUAUCACCGGUCUACAUGUUCAAAAAGAUAGUGGUAAUGAGACAAGAGAUGGGAUGCAAAUUUACAGGAAAAGAUUCUUGCAAGUUGGGGAAUAUUUUGCAAUCAACUACACUGCACUUCUUGAUGCAAAGAAAACGUGGAAAGGUAGGGUCUUGACACUGCCUGCACAGCUGACUUUCAGGAGUUCAUCACAGAAUCAAACAGAUCUUGUAUCAUUGACCACAUUGUUCACAAUAACUGAAGAAGAAAAGACCGAGGUCUCCUACAGCCAUGCCAUCCAUGCUUCAGGGUUCUUCAUUGCUUUUUUUGUUUCCCUGGUAUUGACAUGUGCUGUUUUCUUCAUUCUUUACCGAACCCAAUUAUUAAGAUGGAGUUUCUAUAGUGAAAACCAGGAAAUACAACAUGAACUCAGUCAAAAUCACAAACUGGAGCAUUCUCAGUUCAGUUCAGGUGACCUCUUCAGUGAAGGUGUUAUUAUGAAUGACCAAAUCAUUGAUAUACUGACCUUUGAAGAGUCGGGGAAUAUGCUUCAGGCUUUAGAAGACUUGGAGGUUGCCAGUCUGACUCGGGCAGAUGCUGAUUUGGAGGCAUAUCGAAUGCAGAUCUGUAAAGAAGUGAUUGCUAUAAUGAUGAAGAACAUGGUUUUAAGUCACAGCCUCAUUCCGCAUGUGGAGAAGAGGAUGAGUUCAAUUUUCAAAAAGCAGUUUCUUACAAUGGAGAGAGAGUUUCAGGAAGAGUACGAAAGGAAGGUUGUGGCUUUAACAGCUGAAUGUAAUCUGGAAACAAGGAAGAAGAUGGAGGCUCAACGCCAGAAAGAGAGAGCUGCAAAUGAAGAGGCUGAAGAGUUAAUAAGGAAAGUGAAUGAAAUGCCUGCUGUAGAAUACAAAAGUCUUUUGGAUAGACUUCACAGUCUGGAGCAGGACCAUCUGAAGAGGUUCCUUCUUGUAAAGCAAGAGGAAUAUUUUGCAAAGGCUUACAGACAGCUGGCUGUUUCCCAGAGAAAAGAGCUCCAUAACAUCUUCUUUACACAGAUAACAAAUGCUACUUUCAAGGGAGAACUGAAACUGGAAAUAGCAAAAUCAUUAGUGGAAGAUUACUCUAAAAUACAGGGAGACAUUGAAGAGCUAAUGGAUUUUUUGCAAGCCAGCAAGAAGUAUCACCUGAACAGAAGAUUUGCUUACAGAGAAUAUCUUAUAAAAAAGAUACAGUUAAGGGAUUCUCAGGCCUCUGCUCUUAUAAAUGCAGCAGCAACUCAGAUAUUGAAUCUCAUUAAUAAGAUGGAAAGGGCGGGUCAUCUACAUGAAAGUCAUUUGGGAAUGCUGCUGGACCGAGCUGAGGCUGAAAUUAAUUCUGUUAAACAAAAAUUCAAUCAUGAUUUAAAACAAGAAAAGCAAAAGCUUCAGCAGAAACUCAUUACCAAGCGAAAGUGGAAAAUGUUGCAAAAGAAAGAGCAUUGGAAGGAGCAGCUGUCCAUAGGGAACCCCUUCAAAACCUCAAGGGAGAUCACUGACUACCUGAGCCACUGGAAAACUGUUCUGAGUGAUCAUGCCAUUGAAUUUGAAGAACUUACUGAAAAGCUGGAUAAUGAAGGCAGUGAAGAGCUGAGAGACCUUAUAUUUAAUCUAGCAGAGAAAACUGUUGAAGAACUUAAACUUGUUCAAUAUGGAGUAUUUGUGCAAGAACUGAUAAAGCUCAGUGUGCCAAAGAUGUUCCUGCUGGAAGUUGUAGAGGAGCAUAAAAAAGAAUUCAUUGUUAAACAUGAACACCUUGAAAGGGAAGAACGUGAAAAGAGCAUGGCUGCUGAAGAGUUGCUUCAGCUCACCAGGCAAAAACUAAGCCAAGAGCUGGAAAGUAGUCUUUCACAACAGAAAAAAUUAAGGAACUGGGAACAAUCAGUAUUCAUGCAGCUUCUAACUUUGCCCCUUUCACUGUCUGAAGAGGAAUUGCUCAAAAUGAGGCAAGAGUUCCACUGCUGCUUUUCACAGCUGGACAGCAGUUUGGCUCUGCCCAAGAUAAGAGCAAGAGCUUUACUUCAGGCUUUUGAGCUGGAGUGGAGGGAUGCGCAGCUGCUGAAAGUCAGUCAGAAUCUAGCAAUGACCAAUAAGCAGCCACAUUCUAAAACGAAAAAAACAGGAUCCAAGAAUCGAAAUAAGAUUGAUGUUUUGAAGAAAUCUUUACAGGACAAAAUUUUCAUUUAUGAAGACUCAGUGAAAGUUGAAAACUUGACUAAGGUCAAUUAUGAGUUGCUACUUGAGAAAGACUGUCAGAUACAUGAUCUGGAAAAUAAACUUGGAGAAUAUAUUGCUUCUUUAGAGUUUCAAAAGAGUGUUAAAAAAUGCAAAAUGUUGGAGCUCUAUGCAGCAGUCAUAAGUGUGCAAGGUUUGCUCUUGGAAAACCUGAGCAUGUCAAAAACGCUGUCAAAAUCGGAAUGUAUUCAGAUUUUAGAAGCUCAUAAUCCGGAGAUUGAAGAACUUGACAGGAAGCUGGAGUAUGAAAUGCUGCAUAAAGAGUCAGCACAACAGCAGCAACAUCUAAUGAAUAAGCAGAGGUGGACACCGGAUGGAUUGAGACCUUCAAGUGAAGUCGUAGAAACAAAUGUAGACAGACAGGUGACAUUUCUGCUAAGACAGGCCAUGAAUAGAUGUAUGCAGUUUAUAAAUCUGCACCGGCAAAGCUUGAGAGAUGAGCAAUGGAAUUGUAUGGUGCUUGAAGAUCUCUUGGAAAAUAUAGAAAUGGAUGCAUUUUUGGCACUUUAUAGUCAGGAGCUCCGACUGGCAGGUUAUUUAGCCAGAUUGACAAGGGUACCAAUGGGGAUGUUGCACAGGAUUCUGAAUUUGUUGCUGCCUUCCAGUUCGCAAAGUGAGGUUCUUUCUAUCCUUGAUUCCAUUGGUGUAUAUUCAGAUGGUGCUGCUGAGAGUGAUAGUAAUGCAGAUGAGUCUGGCAGCUGUAAAAAAAGGAGGAACCAAGAGUGUUGGCAAGCAUUGGAGUACAAAGUAAGGGAAGAUCUGAUAAGCAAAAGCUUGGAAAGGAUCCUUUCUCUGAACAGGAGAAAAGACAGCUUGAUAAAGAAGAAGCAACUUGCCCUUCUGGAAAGACCAUCAUUCAUUCACCUUGAAAGUUUGCCUACACGUCCUCCUGUGGAACGGUCCACUCCACAUGUUUCUUUUAACAGUGUGACAGCUGAAGCCAUAGAGGUAUUAGACACAGGGGAAAAGAUAUUUUUGUUUCGUGACCGGAGUGAUCCAACACUUUCUUUUCAUAACUAUCCGAGAAAAAAGAAGAAGAACUUUCUUAAUUCCAAAAAGGCUGCUCGUGCAAAUAUCAACUAAUGAGGGAGACCUCCAGUUGAAGAAUCAACUGGGGAAGAGGAAGUUAUUUAAAAAUCAGAAGAAUAAUGAGAAAUAAUGAAGUAUGCAGUUUGAAUAGCACUUGGAUUGUUUUAAUAGCAUUUUUCUGAUAUUGCAAAUGGCUGUAGUUUUAUACUGCCACACUUCACAGUGAGCGUUAUGCAUUUUGUACUUCUUGAUAGUGUAGGAUGCAAGAGGUGGAAUAUGUUGGGUGUUUUGUGAUAUGCAUUCUGACAGACACGACUCUGUGUUUCUUCAGUACAUUUUGGUCAUUUUUGCACUGAUUUUACUGUAGCUCUAUCUUCAUAAUUUAUAUCAAUUUAUUUAUUAUAUAAAGCAGGUACUGAUUUACUCUUCUUGUAUUUAUAUAUUCUUGUAACAAGCUGUGGUUUAGCAGAUGACAUGAAGAGAUACAGCUCACGAGUCUUCUGCUCUCUGUUUUUCUGUUAGUCUAGCUAAUUUACUCUAUAAUCUUGUGUUGUUAAUGAGCUUUGAGUUUUACUCCUACUGUCUGUGUUCUCUGGUGAUAGCUGGUGGUUUAGAUCUUCAACAUACACGCUUAGUUUUAUGUCUAGGAGUAGUUUCACAUUUCACUAUUGUUUAUAAACUUAAUUCAGUAGAGCAAAGAAUGUUGCUUCAGUUCAAAACAUAAGGUUUAAAUCUUAAAUAUUUGUAACCUGUUGCAGUUAUUUUCUUGGUGAGGCAAUACCAUAUAUGUCAGUAGAAAUGGGAAAAUGGCAAAUGCAGCUGUAUUAGCUUCAAAAGCUUUUUUCUAUUUCAGUGUUGCCCGCUCUCACAAUUUUAGGUGGCUAUUUUUGAAGUUCUUAUUCCCAAAUUUCUCUAAACCAAUGGGAGUAUCAUUUUAUAUUUGAGAAAAGAGUUAAUUUUCAAACUUUUCUAGUUGACAGAAAGUCUGUAAAUAUGAAUCCUAAAAACAGUAACAGGAAAAGGUAAAUUAAAAUAAAUGCAUAUGUUUGUUAAUAUUGCAUGAUAUU
Molecule: messenger RNA, 6524 nt
Organism: Gallus gallus (chicken)
Lineage: Eukaryota; Metazoa; Chordata; Aves; Galliformes; Phasianidae
Gene: EVC2
Product: EvC ciliary complex subunit 2
Exons: 23
Coding region: 1810-5511 (1233 amino acids)
Biological process (GO): smoothened signaling pathway
Cellular component (GO): ciliary membrane; plasma membrane protein complex
Source: RefSeq, a predicted model, not a curated record